UGCUGUCGAUGACUGAAGGACCGACUCUCAUUAAAUGAUCUUAUAUCAAAUUGGCUUUAAAAGAAGGAAAGACUCUCAUCCAGGACAGGAGAAGGUACAGAUACAGUUUAUAAACAGCAGACGCUUUGAUCUGCAAACUGACCUAAAUUCACAUCUUCUAAAACUGAAGGAUGGAGAGGACAUUUAUUUUUCCCAUGAUUUGUCUCGCUUCACUGCUGUGCUGCACAACCAACCAAGUCCUCCUCACUGUGAGACCCAGUAGAUCUCAACAUUUCGAGCAAGAUUCACUCACUCUGAGCUGCAAGAAUGAUGACGAUGCUGCAAAAUGGCUUGUGUGGAGAAACACAACUGAAGGGGAAGUUUCCCAAUGUGGAAACAAAUGGGGCGGAGUAAAGGGCGCCACCUGUAUGAACACUCUGGCACUAUCAUACGACAGUGGCGUUUACUGGUGUGAGUCCAAGGAGGGGGUACAAAGCAGCAGAAUCCAGAUCACUGUCACCAGUGAAUCAGUCAUCCUGGAUAGUCCUGUUACCCCGGUGAUGGAGGGAGAUAACAUCACUCUGAGUUGUCUAACCAAGUCCUCUACUGUUCACCAUUCUGCUACUUUCUAUAAAGAUGGCUCCCUCAUUAAAACUGAGCCAAAAGGUCAGAUGACCUUCCACCAUGUUUCCAGGUCUGAUGGAGGCCUCUAUUACUGUAAGAACAGUCAUGGAGAAUCUCCAGCCAGCUGGCUCUGCAUCAAAGAAAGACCUACAUCCACCCCCCUGUAUAACCCUACAACUUCUCUAAUCCCUGUGACUCCACAUGUCCCAUCAUCACUUCAAAUCAGACUGCUUUGUCACCUGGUAGUUUUCUGUCCAUUUGUCAUCUCCACGCUACUCUUUGUGUCUUUAUAUCAACUUAAAAACAGGUAAAACUCUGAAUCAUCUGAAAAAAAAAAACAUUGUAUCAAUCAAGCAGUCUCUAAAUAUAUAUUUUUAUCAUAUUUUACAGGAAAUGACUUGCCCACGGAUAUGAAAAUAAGUCUGCCCACUAAGGCCCUAUAAAGAUCGGAUGAUUACUAUAAGAGACUAUGAGAUUUAUUAAUUGCUAUUAUAAGCAUAUAAUAGCCAAUAAUUACACUUUAAAUCAUUGUAGUGCCACCAAACACGUAGCACACAUAGAUAACCUCAUCUAGUUCAUAUUACAACUCUUCCUUUCAGAAGAGUGCUAAACUCUAUUUUUUUCCAUUGUUAUUAUAAGCAGGCCAGGUGUGCAAUCUCUGCAACAAGAACCACAGCACUGAGCAUUGUGUGCACUGCACAAAGUAUACCUGUCACAAAUGCAGGAAGAACUCACCUUGGUUUUGUAAAAACUGCUAAAUGGGACAAUUGCAGCUUCAUAUAUAGUGCUUUUCCUUGGGUGAAAAUUUUUUUACUGCUAUACUGAAAUCAUACUGUUUGCCAUUCUGUAAGCUGAAAUGUUGAAUGACAUGAAAAGGCGAGAACAGACAAAAUACAAUUAUUCUCUGAGUUGUUCUUUCUUUCACAUAGUGAGCUUUGUAAUAUAAAGGUGACGGUGACUUAUAACGUUGUUUAUUAAAGACUGAGUUAGGGGAAGCAUGCAGAUAUUGUAAAAAGGGGCCUAAGUUGCACCCUUGAGGAACACCACAUCAGAUUUUUUGUGGUCUAUAAUGGAAACACAACAAAGUCCCUUUCCAACUGGGAUUUGAACCAGUCCAAUGCUGUACUAUAAAGAUAAACCCAGUUUUCUAAGUGCUCUAAUAAAUUGGUAAUUAACAGUGUUAAAUGCUGCACUA
This is a messenger RNA of Cyprinodon tularosa, 1798 nucleotides long. Its product is annotated as high affinity immunoglobulin gamma Fc receptor I-like. Gene Ontology annotation, biological process: cell surface receptor signaling pathway. The transcript has 6 exons. The coding region runs from base 171 to 914 and encodes 247 amino acids. NCBI's taxonomy places the organism in Eukaryota, Metazoa, Chordata, Actinopteri, Cyprinodontiformes, Cyprinodontidae. Gene Ontology annotation, molecular function: transmembrane signaling receptor activity. The record is from RefSeq and is a predicted model, not a curated record.